UGAAUAUUUCUAUGUUUCAUAUCUCCACAUUUUAUUUUUAUAUCUUAAAUCUUAAUCCGUGAUCUAUAAUUUAUAACUUUUUGAUUCUGAUUUCCGGUCGUUCCAUGUUUAAUGUUUAAAUCUCGGGAUGUAAAUGUAAAUACGUACAGCAAUAAUUUUUAUUUUGUUUUGUACAGCAUUAUUAUUGUAAAAUUAAACUUUUUUGAUUAAUGGUAGACAUUUAAGAUGAAUAAUCUGUCGGUUAGUGAAAAAGCGUUUAAACUUUUGAAUGGUGUUGUGUGUUUGUAUAAACCAGCUGGAGUACAUUUAAGUGGUUGUCGCCAUACAUUGCUUUUAAAAUUAACGCAAGAUUUGAAUUUAUGCGGUGUUAGAUCUCCAGAAAAUCGUGUAGUCAUUUCCGGGGACACAACAAAAGAACUGAAUGUWAAAGUAGAGUCCAAUUWUGCAGACAAUGUACUUGUAGUUGGUCCCAGGUAUCAAACCCAAGACAUUAAGUGUAUUUGGACUACUCAUUUAGGAAAGCGUGUGUCAGGCGUUUGUGUCUUUGGACUAAAUAAGGGUACCAAAAUGGCAAGAAAUCUUCAAAACAAUUAUCCAUUGCGAACAUAUCAUUUACAUGGACGAUUGGGAAUGAUGACCAAAAACAUGCACAUUGAUGGCCAAGUUGUUGAAAAGGGACGUUUUGAUUUUGUGAGACGUGAAAAUGUUGAUAAACUUAUGUCUACAAUACAGGCAUCAAAUCAAAAAAAGAUGUUUGAGCUUGCCAAUGUAGACACUCAAACUCAAACAGCAUAUGAUUUGGCUACAAAAGGGUUGAUUCGACCAGCAUCYACUAAAAUUCCUUUAAUUUAUGGAAUUAAGUGCAUAAGUCUAGAUUUACCAAAUUUUAUUAUUGAAGUUAAUGUUAUUAAUGAAUAUGAGAGUUAUUUAUUAUCAUUAGUCCAUGAAAUAGGACUUAAGUUGAGAUGUUCAGCAACAUGUACUGCCAUACGUUGUAUAAGAUAUUCGUCAUUUACCAUUCAACAAGCACUUUUAAUGAAACAUUGGAAUCUUCAAUUUGUAUUAGAAAAUAUGAGGGAAUGUAAUUCUUCUUAUAAACAAAUGAGUAAACUACCUUCAUUUAUUACUGAACAAUCUUAUUUUGAAUCUAAUCAAAAAAUGACUGAUGUACAAUAAUUUUAGUAAGUUAUAUA
Diuraphis noxia (Russian wheat aphid) is the source of this 1193-nucleotide messenger RNA. RefSeq names its product pseudouridylate synthase TRUB2, mitochondrial. Lineage: Eukaryota; Metazoa; Arthropoda; Insecta; Hemiptera; Aphididae. The record is from RefSeq and is a predicted model, not a curated record. Gene Ontology annotation, biological process: RNA processing; pseudouridine synthesis. Gene Ontology annotation, molecular function: pseudouridine synthase activity; RNA binding.